GUCACGUGACAUCCCGUCGGUAACGCAAGAUGGCGGCGCCCAUGUUGCUGCCCGAGUCCCCUCUGGGGAAGCUGAGCCAUCAGAAAUACAGAGCCAUUCUGAAGAAAGAAAAGCGGAAAAAAAAGCGGCAGGCACUUGCCAAACUGAGAGACUCAGAAGCUACAGAAAAAGAUGAAUCAGUGUCUGAGGAGGAGGACGAGGAGCUCGAAGAAGAAGAAGAUGAGGAAGAGGAAAAAAAACUUGAGGCAGAAAGACAAAAACUACAUGAACAGUGGUUGCUGAGGGAAGAAAAGGCUCAAGAAGAGUUCAAGCUUAAGAAAGAAAAAGAAGAGGCUGCAAGAAAACGUCAAGAGGAAGAAGAGAGAAAGAUCAAAGAAGAAUGGGAAGAGCAGCAAAGAAAAGAGAGAGAAGUGGCACAGCAGAAGCAACAGGAGAAGAGAGAAAGAGAGGCAGCUGUGCAGAAGAUGCUGGAUCAAGCUGAAAGCCAGCUGGAGAAUGGUGUGACCUGGCAUAACCCAGAGCCCCCAGAGAACAUAGGAACAGAGAAGGAUAGAGCAAAUUGCCCAUUCUAUAUCAAAACAGGUUCCUGCCGAUUUGGAGACAGGUGUUCCCGCAAGCAUAACUAUCCAACAUCCAGUAAGACGCUGCUUGUCCGAGGGAUGUUCAUUACUUUUGGCAUGGAGCAGUGUCGAAGGGAUGACUACGACACCGACGCAAGUCUCGAGUACAGUGACGAGGAGACCUACCAGCAGUUCCUAGAGUUCUAUGAGGACGUGCUCCCUGAGUUUCAGAAUGUGGGAAAGGUUGUUCAAUUCAAGGUCAGCUGCAACUAUGAGCCUCACCUACGAGGAAAUGUGUACGUUCAGUAUCAGACGGAAAAGGACUGUCAGGCAGCUCUUGCUCUAUUCAGUGGCCGAUGGUACGCAGGCCGGCAGCUUCAUUGUGAAUUUUGUCCUGUGACAAGAUGGAAGACUGCUAUUUGCGGCUUAUUUGAAAGGCAGAAGUGUCCAAGAGGGAAGCACUGCAACUUUCUUCAUGUAUUCAAAAAUCCAAACAAUGAGUUCUGGGAGGCCAAUAGAGACAUACGUGUUUCUCCAGAACGGACUAAUCAGUUGUCUAAAAACUCUGAAAGGAGAAACAGAUCGAGCCAUCGUGAUGACUAUUACAGCCGGUCAAGGAGAAGGGGCAGCCCAAGCCCAGAUCAUUCUUACCGGAGAAAUGGGGAAUCUGAAAGAAAAAAGAAUCGCCGCAAAAACAAGAGAAGGCGCCGAUCUGGCAGGUCGAGAAGUCGAGAAAGGAGGAGGUCACGCAGCAGAGGGAGAAAGAGGAGAGGACGCAGUCGCAGCAGGAGUUACAGUCGAACACGGAGUCGGAGCAGAAGUCGGAGCUCCUCUCGAUCCAGGAGUAGGGGCAAAAGGAGGUCAAGCAGCAGAGGAAGAAACAGUGAAACUCCCAAAACGAAGUGAGAAAUAAUUUCAGAAAUUGCUAAUUGAUCAAAUGUAGAGCUGACAAAGAAACCUUUCCAAUAGGGCACCAGAUACAUUUGAGUCACAAAUAAAGUGUUCUUGCACAUUAAAACGUUUCUUCCUAAUAAAGGACCCUAGUUUACUGUGUGCUAAGCUUCAGAAAAUUAAAAGUCCUAUAUAAGGUGUAAAUGUCAAGUACUCUAGCUACUCUGUCCCUCUGAACUACUGCAACAUUUGGAUGCAUACUGAGUACAAAAUAGAAAGAAGUAAAGCUUUUUUGGUA
Molecule: messenger RNA, 1749 nt
Organism: Centrocercus urophasianus (Greater sage-grouse)
Lineage: Eukaryota; Metazoa; Chordata; Aves; Galliformes; Phasianidae
Gene: ZRSR2
Product: zinc finger CCCH-type, RNA binding motif and serine/arginine rich 2
Exons: 11
Coding region: 30-1466 (478 amino acids)
Biological process (GO): mRNA splicing, via spliceosome
Cellular component (GO): U2AF complex; spliceosomal complex
Molecular function (GO): pre-mRNA 3'-splice site binding; metal ion binding
Source: RefSeq, a predicted model, not a curated record